AUGGUGAGGAAACGAAGGUCAGCACUGCGCCACACGCUUCCUGAAAAGACAAAUCACCCCGGAAAUGCAAAGGCGGCCGACAUCGCAAAGAAAAGUGUUCAGUGGUCAGUGGCGAUUUUGUGGGCAUCCGGUGCGGUGGUCAUAGCGAAGUACUCCGUCUGUCCAUUGACCAUGCCGUUGAAAAUGAUUCAGGAAGCGCGUUGUUUGAUUCUCGUCGCUUCCGUGUGUCUGCUAAUCGCCCGGAUCGUUUGCGAGACAAUCGAGUACAAAGAUUGCGGUUCGACGAAUGCGAAGAUCGUCAGCAUGCAGUUGAGUCCGUGUGACAACGUCUCUUGCUGCUCCCUGAAGCGAGGAACCUCGGUGGACGUGAAGAUCACCUUCACUCCGGAAAUCGAGGUUACAAAGUUGAAAGCCUCGAUGGUGGCUAUUUAUCGAGGGUCCCAGAUAGCGUUGCCUUUGCCUAACCGAAACGGUUGCGUGAACUCUGGACUCGUUUGUCCGCUAAAGAAAAAUGCCAAUGUCACUCUCACUGAGCGAUUAAAAGUAGACAAGGCUUACCCGAAGGUAAGAGCAGAAGUCAGAGGAAAACUUACCGACCAGAAUCGAAAGCCUUUGGUGUGCGUCGCAAUCCAAGUUGUACUCGUUUAA
Soboliphyme baturini is the source of this 648-nucleotide messenger RNA. The record is from the annotation of a GenBank genome assembly. NCBI's taxonomy places the organism in Eukaryota, Metazoa, Nematoda, Enoplea, Dioctophymatida, Soboliphymatidae.